Molecule: messenger RNA, 492 nt
Organism: Talaromyces stipitatus ATCC 10500
Lineage: Eukaryota; Fungi; Ascomycota; Eurotiomycetes; Eurotiales; Trichocomaceae
Exons: 2
Source: RefSeq, a predicted model, not a curated record
UCAAUAUAUCAUUCUCGAUCGCCAAGGCAGGGAGCAUAAAGUGACGAAUCCCAUUUUUAUGGAAGACGAAUAUGGGUUCCUGAGCAGGAAGCCUGGAGAACGUGGUGAAAUUGAGAGAUCACGUCAGAAACCUUCUACUAUUGGACAAUCUAUUGAACCUAUAUUAGGAUUCCAACACGACAAGGGCGCUGAGAUUCCAAUACAAGUUGACAUUAAGAAUAAGACAUCUCAUGACCGAGUUCGAAGACCCACGCAGGCCGCUCUUGAAUCUGCCGCAACUGAGACAAUAUAUAGACGAAAAAGCCGGCAAGAAAGACGUCAAGAAGCACGGGAGGCAAGUAAAGAUACUGCUUCUCGUAUAUCUCUUGCACGGGAGGCUUGUCUUAAGGAGGUUGCAAAUCCUGCAGUUGUAAUUGAGUUGCUAUUAGGAGAUGACGAUGAAUUUGCUUAUAAAGCUGCCAAGAUUGGAGGGGAGAUCCCUAUACCACAAAU